Molecule: messenger RNA, 882 nt
Organism: Truncatella angustata
Lineage: Eukaryota; Fungi; Ascomycota; Sordariomycetes; Amphisphaeriales; Sporocadaceae
Product: methyltransferase
Exons: 4
Coding region: 1-882 (293 amino acids)
Source: RefSeq, a predicted model, not a curated record
AUGUCUUUUCUGACACAUCUCUACGAAGUCCUUUCUGGUCUACUCGACCCCUGGAUCUUCAUGGGCCUGUCCGGAUCUUGGAUCCCCCAGACUGUGACCACGCUCAUCAAAACCCGGCAAAUUGACGUCCUACUCUCCCCUUCCAAAUUCCAAGAUGCAUGGUUCGGCAACUUCUGGGGUUGGGCCGGUCCAAAUGUCAAGCUCGGCGCAGAGAAAAGAGUCAUUCCUUUGCUAGAAGGUAGAACAAAAGGAGGACAGAUCGUCCAAUAUCCUACCGGCCCCGGGAUUGAAGGCGUCUGUAUCGAGAUAGGCGCUGGCAGUGGAUUUUGGGUCGAUAUCUUCUCAAACAAGCAUCUUGACAAAACUGCAACUGGUCAGGAGAGUGCUCGCAAGAAGGUCACUCGGGUAUAUGGUGUUGAGCCCAAUAGGGACCAACACGUCAAACUCCGUCAGCAUAUUGCGCAAGCAGGUUUGGAAGAUGUCUACGAGAUCGUGCCUGUUGGCAUUGAAGACCUCAAUGAUCCCUCAAAGUGGGGUAGCAAAGUCGAAAAGGAAAGCGUCGACUGCAUCGUCUCCAUCUUGUGCUUGUGCGGCAUUCCUCAACCACAGGAUAAUCUGAAGGAAAUUUAUGGGUACCUCAAGAAGGGCGGUAGGUGGUACGUCUACGAGCACGUCCGCGCCGAUCGUAACUGGGGUAUUCGUAUCUAUCAAGCAUUUGUGAAUCUGUUCUGGCCGAACUUUCUUGGUGGCUGCCAGCUCUGCCGGCCGACAGAGCAAUGGCUCAGGGAGGUCGGACCUUGGGCUAAGAUUGAUGUUGGUCAACCUGUGGAUGAGCCUUGGUAUCAAGUGGUGCCACAUAUGCUUGGCGUUUAUACCAAGUAA